AUGGCACCCAAAAAAACUUAUGAAUUCAUUAAUGAGUACUGUGAAAUUUGCAAAAAACAGCUAAGACGGAAUCAAACUUCACUUCAUAAAAUUACUCGAGAGAAAUUAUGCAGGGGAUGCUACAAGAAGCAUAAACUACCGUAUGGCCCAAGCUGUUGCAAUCCAUCUUGUGAGAACCGAAUCGGAGGAAAAAGGAAGAUCUUGGUAUGUGUGGAGCUUCCAGAUGAUAUAUGUCAGUCCUGCGGAUAUCACGAUGCGAUGGAAAAAUUGAAACUGACUGAAAAGAAGGAAACUCCAACAGAGACACCCCAUUCAUUCUUCAAACAAUUUAUGGAAUCCCAGGAUCUGAGCGGUUCAAUUAUUCAGAAAUUCAUUGAAUCCCAAAAUCUAACUCCGCCCACUUCUGAAAUUUCUUCAAAAAAAGAAAAUCGAGAAUCCAAAAUGCCACAAAACAUUUCUCCAAUUGCAAGAACAACGAGAAGUCCUGAACUAUGUCGGGAUGCUGAUGUCAACCACUACCGAUCGACGGCUCCAGGAGCAAUAAUCCUGCCACCAAGUUUUCUGCCAAGUCAUGACACCAGUGGAUAUGAAAGAACAGAUGAUUCAAAUCCACCAACUGUAGCUUCCGCUCAACCAGUCACAACCGUAUCUCUGUCCACUAUUAUACUGGAAGCAGUCCCCAGAGUUGUUAUAUCCGAGACGGUCUUGAUAUCGAAACCCAACAUGGAGACAGUCGGAAGUAGUAAUCCGAUCCCAAUGCGAGUCCCGAUAAUCCGGAUACCUGAACCUUCUGAAGACUUUUUCAGCUUUUCUGCUCGAUCAGAUACCGCGUUCUCUGACCUAACUCAAGAUUCCCAUUCCGGAUUCUCAAGUUUCUAUACCUCUCUGUAUGACACAAGAGGUUUGAGUACACCGAGACUGGUCGAGACGCCUACAGCUCCUCCUAAUCCAUGUGUCGACAGUCCAGUGCCAUUUUCACUACUGGAAUCACCCACUGAGCUCAUAGGCAGCCCUGCGGCUCUGAACCCAAGCGUAGACUCCUCACUUUUGGUUCCAUGGAUAGAUCCCCCGGUACCUCCCGUCGUUUGUUAUCGUAACCUUCACAGGGAAAGUGUGGAAGCAGUCCCACAGCAGCUACCGUACCCUUUGAUACCUGGGUACCCGGCGUACCCACCUUCCUUCUUGAGACCUAUGUCUCCAAUAAUGAAGCACCCCUUGUUUGGGUAUAGUCCUGAGACGAAUUCACAGCAAGUUUUCUACUGCCCGCCAUCUCAGAUACCGUUCCCGGAAAAAGAGGAUCCCGAUAUUGAAGUAGUUUAUGAAAACAUCCAUUGUUAUAAUCCGAGCUCCCCUCAAAAGACACCAAAAAGCUCAUUCCUCACAAGAAGACAGGAAUCACAAAACAAGAGCGUCCAAAAUUCCUCACAAAAGACUGCAAACAAAUGCCGAGAAGUGAUUUCAAUGAGGAGAAAAAUAAAUUUAAAGAGAUGGGCCGAAAAACAAGAGACAAAUUGCUCAAAUACAUUCUGCAACCUACCACUACCUCCGGGAAAACACGCCACUCAUCCUGUCACUAAGAAGAAAAUUUGUGUUGCUUGCGAUGCCUAUUAUAAAAUAACUGGAGGGGCUGGAGAUACUGUAGGAGCAAAAAUCAAAGCUCGUCGAUCGGAAUUUUUUGUCACAUCAAAUACUUUGUCGGAAGAAAAGAAUCAAAAUCGAACCAAUGCAAACACAGUAACAUCUGCGAAUAUUCCAAUAUACGAUGUUUCAGAUAGUGAUUGA
This is a messenger RNA of Caenorhabditis remanei, 1782 nucleotides long. RefSeq lists its product as uncharacterized. Lineage: Eukaryota; Metazoa; Nematoda; Chromadorea; Rhabditida; Rhabditidae. Bases 1 to 1782 code for a protein of 593 amino acids. The transcript is spliced from 12 exons. The record is from RefSeq and is a predicted model, not a curated record.